AUGGAUUCCGGUGCAGGAGCUCCUAUAUCAUCACCUGAGCCCUCGUCUCGUGGUGGUGGUGGUAGCGCCGGGGAUGUCAUAGAUCGAGCCUCGGGGAUAGCUGCCAACCGACUAGCACGGCAUCUUGCAGGUGGUGGUCCCUCUGCUGCUGGUGGGUGUGAGACCUCGCCUUCCACCACCGACCCUCACUAUUCAUUCUUGGGACCAUGCACGCCUUCCUCCCGUGCUGUGGUAAGGCGAUGGCGUCCAGUACAAUAUGGAUGUACUUCUGAGAAGGCUAUGGAGCUCCCUGGAGAUAGAUCGGGCGCGGCUAGUGUUGUUUAUAAUGAUGCUUUAUACGUACUAGGGGGGUAUGGUGGUAGUGGACGUCUGGACGAUCUUUUCAAAUUCGACUUCAACACCAGGCUUUGGUCUCAAGUGCAUACCAAAGGAGAUACGCCAACAGGGCGGGAGAAUAAUGGAGCUGUAGUUAUCAAGAACCAUAUGUAUUUAUUUGGCGGUUACUCGGGAUAUAACUGGCUUAAUGAUUUUCAUUGUUUUAAUUUUGAUACAUCCACUUGGGCGCCAGUUGAAGUGAAAGGUGGGAGUCCGCCCUCUACGAGGUUCGGAUAUGUCUCCAGCGUGCAUGGUUCGGUAUUUUUUGUAUUUGGUGGUUACGAUGGCCAGACUUGGCUAAAUGAUAUGCAUGAGUUUGAUGUGGAGGAGGGAGUUUGGUCCCAGACCCACGUAUUAGGGUAUAUUCCCACGGGUCGAUCGUGCCCGAGUUGGGCCUACCAUGAGGGUAGCGUAUACCUCUUUGGAGGCUAUGAUGGAGUGCAUCGGAUGAAUGACUUCCAUCGAUUUGAGAUGUCUAAUAGGAAAUGGUCGGUAGUGGCUACGAGGAGCUCAGGCCAGCCUCCUUCUCCCCGCUACUUCCAUGCUAGCGUAGUGCAUGGCAACUCAUUGUAUCUAUUUGGUGGCUAUAGUGGACAGGAGAGGCUUAAUGAUCUCCAUGAGUUUAGAUUCGAUCUUCAAACGUGGUUUUUGGUCCAGACUGAGAAUCCACCAUCAGGAAGGAGCUCAUUAGUUGCUCAGGUACAUAACAACUCUUUAUAUGUAUUCGGUGGCUAUAACGGAUCAAUAGUUCUCAAUGACUUCCAUGAAUUCCGGUUUGACCCCAUUCACGUACCAGCAAGCACCAUGGAAGAUGACCUCCGACGGUUGAUGACGGCGCCAGAGUUCGCGGAUGUGGCGUUCCUUGUGGAGGGUCGUCGACUAUUGGCCAACAAGGCCUUGUUGGCAUCGCGUAGUGAGCAUUUCUGCGCUAUGUUCUACUCUUGUGGGUUGAGAGAGGCGGCAGCUGCUACUGCUGGAAGAUCUCAUCAAGGUGAUGGAGGCUCGGCGUGUGUUCCGAUUACAGACGUCGACUAUGAAACUUUCAAUUUGCUUUUGGAAUACAUCUAUACCGAUAAGGUCAGUCCAGACCUCAACACAGGACAGGCUUUGUCGUUGCUAAUCACUGCUGGAAUGUUCUGUAUCGACAGGUUGCGGGUAAGCAAUAUGUGA
Perkinsus marinus ATCC 50983 is the source of this 1545-nucleotide messenger RNA. RefSeq names its product kelch repeat protein, putative. Gene Ontology annotation, cellular component: Golgi apparatus. The transcript is spliced from 12 exons. Lineage: Eukaryota; Perkinsozoa; Perkinsida; Perkinsidae. Gene Ontology annotation, molecular function: protein binding. The record is from RefSeq and is a predicted model, not a curated record. The coding region runs from base 1 to 1545 and encodes 514 amino acids.